Argentina anserina (silverweed cinquefoil) is the source of this 2395-nucleotide messenger RNA. RefSeq names its product probable L-type lectin-domain containing receptor kinase S.5. Gene Ontology annotation, cellular component: plasma membrane. NCBI's taxonomy places the organism in Eukaryota, Viridiplantae, Streptophyta, Magnoliopsida, Rosales, Rosaceae. The record is from RefSeq and is a predicted model, not a curated record. The transcript is spliced from 2 exons. Gene Ontology annotation, biological process: protein phosphorylation. Gene Ontology annotation, molecular function: protein kinase activity; carbohydrate binding; ATP binding. The coding region runs from base 71 to 2119 and encodes 682 amino acids.
UCUUCCAUGAGUUCCAUCUUCUUUUCUCUGCAGUUUUAGCUACAUGAACUAAAAUUAAAGAGGAAAUUAAAUGGGGUUUUCUCAAAGAUUGUCAUCAAUCAUCUACUUAAUUUAUACCUUCGCCGUAAUCUUUCUAGCAUCAGCAGCUGAUCCCAGGCAGUUCCCCUUUACCUCAUUCAGUGAAAAAACCGACCAGGAUAUAUUCCAUUUCGGCUCGCCUUAUUCUUCCAUCGAUCAAGGGGCACUUCAGUUAACCCCAGACACUGAGAAUGGAGAUGUCAGCUAUUUCAACAAGUCCGGCAGGAUCAUGUAUCACAAACCUUAUAGGCUCUGGUCAUCUGACGAUGUAGAAGAAGAUGAAGUUGCCUCCUUCAACUCAACUUUCCUCAUGAACAUCUUCCGAAAAGAAGAGUGGACUGCCGGUGAGGGGUUUGCUUUUCUUAUAGCCUCGGAUUGGAGCAUUCCUCAAAACAGUCAUGGGCAGUGGCUAGGCCUCACCAAUGCCACCACUGAUGGUAACACUACAAAUUACAUGGUUGCCAUAGAAUUCGACACAGGAAAGCAAGAUUUCGACCCUGAUGACAACCAUAUAGGCCUCAACAUCAACUCUGUAAUAUCAAACAAGACUGUUUCUCUUGACCCUUUCGACAUUGAGAUAUCACCGGAAGUAGGCACCAACUACACCGUGUGGGUGCAAUACGAUGGCAGUACCAAAGUUCUUGAAGUUUACAUGGCUAAGCGCAUCAUGACCAUCCCAGCAGUAAGGCCCGAGAUACCACUUAUGAGGGAGACGAUAAACUUGAGAAGUUACCUAAAGCAAGACUCGUACUUUGGAUUUUCCGGUUCCACAGGUAGCGCGGCCAAACAACUAAACUGUGUUCUGGAAUGGGAUCUAAAGGUUCAAAUAUUCAAGACCAAAAAGAAUAAGAUUUUGUUGAAGGUUGGUGUCCCAGCAUUGGUUUUGUUAGUACUAUUUGGUGUCAUUUUGGGAGCUGUCUAUGUGAAAAAGAGGAAAAGAACCAGUCUUGAGGAGUCCCUUGUGCUUGUGACACUAAAGAGAUUGCCAGGAAUGCCGAGGGAGUUCAAGUACAAAGAGCUCAAAGAUGCAACUAAUAAUUUCCAUGCGAGUAUGAUCCUGGGGCAAGGUGGAUUCGGCAUUGUUUACAGAGGGACUCUGCCUGAUAGUAAUGAUGCAAAUGGUACUAGUACCUCUGCAGAAAUCGCUGUCAAGCAGUUCUCAAGAGACAGCAUCAAAGGCAAAGAUGAUUUCAUGGCAGAAUUGACCAUUAUUCACCGUCUUCGCCAUAAAAAUCUAGUCCGGUUGGUAGGAUGGUGCUAUGAGAAAGGAAAGCUUCUUUUAGUGUAUGAUUUCAUGCCAAAUGGUAGUGUUGAUGGGCACCUUUAUGGAGCUAAGAACCAGAGUACACUCAAUUGGGAGCGUCGAUGCAAGAUCCUAGCUGGUGUGGCAUCAGCUUUGCAUUAUCUGCAAAACGAGUACGACCAGAAAGUGGUGCACCGUGACCUUAAAGCUAGUAAUAUUUUGCUAGACUCUGAGUUCAAUGCUCGCCUUGGAGACUUUGGCCUUGCCCGAGCCUUGGAACAAGAGAGGAACUCAUAUGCUGAACUAGAACUAGCAGGAGUCGCUGGUACCCUGGGCUAUGUUGCUCCAGAAUGCUUCCAUACAAGAAAGGCUACUCCAGAAUCUGAUAUUUUCAGUUUUGGGGCAGUUGUGCUUGAGAUUGUGUGUGGGAGAAGUCCUGGGAUUCAGAUUGUUCAUGAACAACACCAGUUAUCUUUGGUCGAUUGGGUGUGGAUGUUGCAUCGAGAAGGGUGUAUUGAGGAAGCUGUGGAUGAGCGACUGAACAGUAAUUACGUAUUAGAUGAAGCAAAGAAACUUUUGCUUCUUGGGUUGGCAUGUUCACAUCCUAUAGCCAGUGAGCGGCCUCAAACGCAAGCCAUAUGCCAGAUUAUAUCUGGAACCAUGUCAGUCCCUAGUGUGCCUCCAUUCAAACCUGUUUUCACAUGGCCUUCAAUGAGUAUUGCUAUCGGUACUGCAUUUAGCAGCACUGAUAGUACAGUUUCUAGUAUCCUUUCUAGGAACACACUAUCUCUUCCCUAGUCUAUUAGGCUUAAAAGCUUCUGGGAAGAGGGUUAACUGGUCAAAAUGGUCAGUAAAAUUGUCUCCUGUAACCAUUCUGAUUGGGGAUUUGUACAGAAACCAAAAUGUUUUAGUAACCUAGUGGGCACUUUAUUUAAGAGACUGCUAAGUGUACUAUGGAUUUUCUGGACUCUACUGAGUUAUCAACUAUAAAUCAUAACACUAUCUACCUACAGUACCUGUUAAUCAACCUAAUUAGUUCUGUUUUACCUGUGAUGUAAUGUAACUUACGGCCAG